Drosophila busckii is the source of this 572-nucleotide messenger RNA. RefSeq lists its product as uncharacterized. The coding region runs from base 24 to 572 and encodes 182 amino acids. The record is from RefSeq and is a predicted model, not a curated record. NCBI's taxonomy places the organism in Eukaryota, Metazoa, Arthropoda, Insecta, Diptera, Drosophilidae. The transcript has 2 exons.
UGGCAAUCAAAGCCUAAAGUAAAAUGUUGCUAAAGAUAUUGCUGUUUGCUGUUGGCGUGCUGGGCCUGCAAGCUGAACGCGCGCUAUAUCCAGCCGCUGGCUGGCGCCCCAGCGUGCCUUUCAAUCUGACACGCACAGGAUAUAGCGUGGAAAUAAGCAAAGCACGCGUGGAACAAGUGGAGCAGGCUCCCAACGGCAACUACUUGCCAGCAGAGGAGCAGCAGCAGCAGCAGCCUUUACCUGCUAACGAAUAUGGCGCACCUCAAGCUGACAGCUUUCGCAUAGUAUAUCCCCACGAGGAAGAUACUUCAAACUCUGCCGACUUGCAGUCGGACACUAAGGCCGGGCGUUACUAUAUUGUAUCGCCAGAUAAUAAGCUGCAGCGCGUCAUUUAUCGCACUGUGCAGGAUGCAAAGGAUAUUACUGGCGAAGGCUUUACUGCGCAGUUGCGUUAUUCCACAGUGGGCGAGCUGCAGGAUCCUGUUUACAAAUAUAAUCAACAAGGACAGCGUUUUGAAGUAAAAGCUGUAAAUAAAAGAUUUUGCAAACAUGUAUUUAAAACUGUUAAAUAA